Messenger RNA from Castor canadensis (American beaver), 2120 nucleotides. It is a transcript of the gene Ttc12, whose product is annotated as tetratricopeptide repeat domain 12. Gene Ontology annotation, biological process: sperm axoneme assembly; axonemal dynein complex assembly. Gene Ontology annotation, molecular function: protein binding. Gene Ontology annotation, cellular component: cytoplasm; centrosome. The record is from RefSeq and is a predicted model, not a curated record. NCBI's taxonomy places the organism in Eukaryota, Metazoa, Chordata, Mammalia, Rodentia, Castoridae.
CCUGGUCCACAAUGUCUAAUGAUCAAGAGAAAGAUUUGGAGAAAUUUCUUAAAAAUGUGGAUGAAAUCACCAAUUUAAUUCAAGAAAUGAAUUCUGAUGACCCAGUGGUACAACAGAAAGCUGUCCUCGAGACAGAAAGGAGACUGCUGCUGAUGGAGGAAGAACAAGAGGAAGACGAAUGCAGGACCACUCUGAACAAGACCGUGAUAAGUCCUCCACAAGCUCCUAAAAAGAAUGAAGAUGAAACAAACCCAGAGGCCUUCUUGGCAUCUGUGGAGAAGGAUGCAAAGGAACGAGCCAAGAGAAGAAGGGAAAACAAAGCCCUAGCAGAUGCCCUGAAAGAACAAGGGAAUGAAGCCUUUGUCAAGGGUGACUAUGAAACAGCCAUACUGUGCUACAGCAAAGGUUUGGAGAAGAUGAAGGAUAUGAAAGUGCUGUACACCAACCGGGCCCAGGCUUACAUCAAACGGGACUACCAGAAGGCGCUGGUGGAUUGUGACUGGGCUCUGAAGUGUGAUGAAAGAUGCACAAAAGCCUAUUUCCACAUGGGAAAAGCCCACCUGGCCCUGAAGAAUUACAGUGUGUCUAGAGAGUGUUAUCAGAAGAUCUUAGAAAUAAACCCCAAGCUGCAGACACAGGUGAAAGAAUAUCUAAACCAAGUAGAUCUUCGGGAAAAGGCAGAUCUUCAAGAGAAGGAAGCCCAUGAAUUGCUGAAUUCAGGAAAGAACACAGCCAUGACAACAAAAAAUCUCCUGAAAACCCUUUCCAAGCCUGACCAGACACCUCUGUUCUAUGCAGGGGGAAUCGAAAUCCUGACUGAAAUGAUGAAGGAUUGCACAGAACGAACUUUAUUCAGAACACACAAUGGAUUCAGCAUCAUCAGUGACAAUGAGGUCAUAAGAAGGUGCUUCUCAACAGCAGAGAAAGAUGCAGUUGCAGAGACUGUCUGUGUGUCUGUUCUGAAGCUCUGGCAAGCAGUGUGCACUGAGAAUGAGGAAAACCAAUGUCUGCUUAUAAUGCAUCCAGACAGAGCCAGGCUGCUGCCCACCCUCUUGGCCUCCAAAGUUUUGAUUGUCCAGCAACAGAGCCUGGCCCUGCUGCUUCAGCUCACCCAGUCAGAACAUGGACGGAAGAUGGUCAUCAGCCACCUUGAUCUGACCCGAUUGUUGGAAGCCCUGCUGUCAUUUCUUGAUUUCUCAGAUAAGAAGGCCAGCACUGCUGUGGGUCUGCUCACAGACUUGGCUCUGGAAGAAAGAUUCCAAGUCUGGUUCAAGGCCAACCUUCCAGAUGCUCUCCCUGCACUCACAGGUGUUCUGAAGAGGGAGCCCAAAGUAGUCAACACCUCGGCUCUCUGCCAGUGCAUUGCCAUAAUGGGAAACCUCAGUGCUGAGCCUGCUGCCAGAAGACACAUGUGGGCCUGUGAAGAAUUUGUAGAUGCCUGCUCAGACCUCCUGGCCAGGUGCGAGGAGGACAUGUUCAGAGAGGUCACGUACAUACUCCUGGGACUCAUCAUGAACUUGUGUCUUCAGGUCCCCUUUGUCUCAGAGGUGUGGGCUGAGGAGGUGAGCAGAAGGUGCCUGUGUCUACUAAAAAGCCAGGAUGGAGGGAUCCUGACAAGAGCUGCUGGUGUUCUGAGCCGGACCCUUUCUUCUUCUCUGAAAAUCGUGGAAGAGGCCCUGAGAGCAGGAAUAGUGAAAAAAAUGAUUAAAUUCCUAAAGACAGGAGGCCAGACUGCAUCACGUUACGCCAUAAAGACACUGGCUGUCUGCACGAAUGGUUAUCAUGAGGCUCGGGAAGAAGUCAUGAGACUGGAUAAAAACUUCAACAUUUUGAUGAAGCUGCUGAGCUCAGAGGACGAGGUUCUAGUGGGCAAUGCUGCCCUGUGCCUUGGCAACUGCAUGGAGGUGCCCAGUGCUGCAUCUUCCCUGCUGAAGACGGACCUGGUGAAAGUCUUGUUGAAGCUGGCAGGCGGCGACUCGCAGAAGACAACCGUGCAGCUGAAUGCAGGCAUCGCUCUGGGGAAGUUGUGCACAGCUGAGCCCAGGUUUGCAGCUCAGCUGAGAGAGCUUCACGGGAUAGAAAUUCUCAACUCUAUGAUGAAAUACAUCAAUGAUUCUUGA